This is a messenger RNA of Triticum urartu, 5080 nucleotides long. Lineage: Eukaryota; Viridiplantae; Streptophyta; Magnoliopsida; Poales; Poaceae. The record is from RefSeq and is a predicted model, not a curated record.
GGAUGCUAAUCAUUUGCAUCUGUAUUGCGGUACCGGGCUGGAUAUGACUGAGCAGGUGGGGUGCGGCACAGGGGGCCCGGAAGGAGAAAGGAGAGGAGAUGAGGACUGAGUGGCUCCGCAUGUAGUACAGUAAUGCUUGCGCAUUGGCUUUGGCUUCAGAGGGAUCGACCAUGAAAAUGAAGAGCACAAGAUCGAAGACUGCCAACGUGCGCGGGCUCCUCUGUUCAAGCAGUUAUCGUCUUCCGCUGAUAAGCAGCAAGCGUGGUGACUGAGACGGACGGGAGGAAGUUUGGAGGCUCCCGACAAGGCGACAAUUCGAUGUGUAUGUGCCGUGGGGCAGCAGGAUCCGCCUCUUGGCCUGGUUGCAGCGGGAGAUCUCUAUUGGGAAAUUGAGAAUUUUCCGUAGUGUGUGCGGAAGUGUCGUUCUUCUGAAUCGAGCGAAGGGAGUUAUAAAGGAAGAUCUUGCCCUAUUCUUUGCAAUCUGAAGGCCUGAUAUUUCCUUUUAAGUUGAAGCUUGGUUUCCCAAUGUUAACCUAGAUCUGCAAGAACACGAUCUUGCAGUUUUGGACUUCGUCACAAUAUAUCACCAAAAUUAAUCAAGUUCUUGUAUUUGGAGAUAGAGAGGCACAAUCCAGGCUCCGCGCUCUAGAGAAAUUGAAGACCUUCUGGGGUUCUUAUCCAUGGAGCAGCAGCAGAGCUUCGAGGAGAGGACGAGCAAAGACAGCCCCGAGAAGAUGGGUGACAGUGCGCUCCACCUUGCAGCAAGGGCCGGAAAUGCUGCCCUUGUGCAGAAGAUCUUUGCGGACUGCGAUCCGGAGCUGGUCGCGGAAUUGACUGACCAUCAGAACCAGGACGGUGAGACAGCGCUGUAUGUUUCCGCGGAGAUGGGGCAUGUCGAGGUUGUGUGUGAAAUUCUGAAGGUUUGUGAUCUGCAUUCAGCAUUUCUCAAGGCACACAACAGCUUUGAUGCAUUCCAUAUUGCAGCAAAGCAGGGCCAUCUAGUUGUUUUGCAGGAGCUACUGAAGGCUUUUCCUGCAUUAGCUAUGACAACAAAUUCAGUAAAUGCCACAGCUUUAUACACUGCCGCACUUCACCGCCACAUUGGUAUUGUCAAUCUUCUACUGGAUACAGACCCAAGACUUGCCAGGAUUGCAAGAAAUAAUGGGAAGACAGCUCUGCAUAUAGCAGCAAGACUGGGCAAUGUGGAGGUGGUAGUGUUGUUGUUGAAUAAAGAUCCGGCGACUGUUUUCAGAAUAGACAGGAAGGGACAAACAGCAGUGCACAUGGCUUCCAAAGGCCACAAUGCUGAAAUUCUGCUUGAGCUACUGAAGCCCGAUGUCUCAGUAAUCCAUUUGGAAGAUAACAAGGGGGACAGGCCACUGCAUGUUGCAACGCGGAAGGGAAAAACCAUUAUAGUUCAGACGCUAAUAUCCAUUGAAGAGAUUGAUAUCAAUGCAAUCAAUGGAGCUGGAGAGACCGCUUUUGCCAUUGCAGAGAAACUGGGUAAUGAAGAGCUUGUAAACAUCCUGAGGGAGGCUGGUGGAGUAACCGCAGAAGAGCAAGUAAAUCCUCCGAAAUCAAUCAAGCGUUUUAAGCAAACACAUGAUGUCCAAUCGCAGAUCAAGCAAAAGCGUCGGACAAAUAUGCACUUCCACACGAUCAGGAAGAGUAGUCAAAAGCUCCACACUGAGGCUCCAGUCUGCGCUUUGGCAGACGCCAUGUUCAGACUUCCUGCAAAGCUCGAUGAGCUACUGAUUAGCCACGUCCACAUGCUUCCUAGGGGUGCGGAGGAUGAGAUACCUCUCAUCAAGCAAGAUCUGGAAGAGAUAAUGGCCAUUCUGCAGGAGCACGACCACCCAGGGAGAGCGGAAGACCGUGCUAUGACGAGCAAGUGCCUGACCAAGGAGGUGCGCGAGCUGUCAUACGACAUGGAGGAUAGCGUCGACCAGUACGUGCACGCCGUCGACACCAAGAGAAGGAUUGUUCCUCGCCGUAAAAAGUACAAGAUCACCUGUCGUAGGGGCAAGACCACUGCGCGGCUCCCGGAGAAGCUUAAGUGGCGUAUAUGGAUGGCCAACAAGAUCAGGGAGUUCAGUGUGCGCUCGCAAGAGGCGCUGCAGCGGUACAGCCUAUUUAACCACCCUGGUGCUCAUGGCAUCAGCACGUCUGCUACUUCUACGAGACAUGAUGUGUCUUUUGGCUCUUGGUAUCCCACACCGUGUGGGGAGCUUGUCGGUAUAGAUGGACAUUUGAAUACUCUUGAAGCGUGGUUGGGUAAGGAUGGGGAGCAGCAGCUCAAGGUGGUAUCUGUUGUUGGAUCUGGAGGGGUUGGUAAGACCACACUUUCCAAAGAGCUGUACCGUAGAAUCAGAGGGCAAUUCGAGUGCCAGGCAUUUGUGAGGACGUCCCGGAAGCCCGACAUCAGGAGGCUUCUCAUCAGCUUGCUCUCACAAGUCCGGCCACACCAAACCCCUCACACUUGGAAAUUGCAUAGUCUAAUUGCCGAUAUCAGGACACAUCUCCACGAUAAGAGGUACUUGAUCGUCAUUGAUGAUGUAUGGGCUACACAAACAUGGGAUAUCAUUAAUCGUGCUUUGCCGGCUGGUAAUCUUUGCAGUAGAAUUCUAAUAACGACAGAAGUCGAAGAUGUAGCUCUGAAAUGUUGUGGUUAUGACUCUAGGCAUGUUCUUAUGGUGAAACCACUUGGUUACGAUGAUUCAAGCAAAUUAUUUUUCAGCACAGCUUUUGGACUACAAUAUGAAUGUCCUCCAGAACUCUGUGACGCUGCACAUAACAUUGUGAGGAAAUGUGCUGGUUCACCACUAGCAAUGGUUACUGUUGCUAGUCUUUUAGUAAGCCAGAUUGGCAAACCAGAGAAAUGGGAUUAUGUAAAUGAAAUCUUAGGUCACGGUUUGAGCACAUAUCCUAGCUCGGAAGGAAUGAAACAAGUACUAAACCUUAGUUACAAGAAUCUUCCUCAUUAUUUGAAGGCAUGUGUGAUGUAUCUCAGUAUAUAUGAAGAGGGCUACAUAAUUCAGAAAGAUGAUUUGGUAAAGCAAUGGAUAGCUGAAGGUCUUAUCCUAGCAACAGAAGAGAAAGACAAAGAGGAAAUAUCAAGGAGAUAUUUUGAUGACCUUAUCAGUAGCAGAAUGAUCCUACCUGUAUAUACAAAUGACAACGAUGAUGUUUUGUCCUGCACACUGCAUCACAUGGUACUUGAUUUUAUCAAACACAAGUCCUUAGAAGAGAAUUUUGUCAUCGCAAUAGAUCAUAGUCAGACAACUGCACCACUCGCAGACAAGGUUCGUCGACUGUCUCUCCACUUUGGUAAUGCAGAAGCAACGCCACCAACAAAUAUGAGACUAUCACAAGUUCGGACUCUCGCAUUUUUCGGGGUCAUUGAGUGUUUUCCUUCCGUUAUAGAGUUUCGGCUUCUUCAAGUCCUAAUCCUACAUCUUUUUGGCGAUGAUGAAAGUGUCAGUUUUGAUCUCACUGGAAUAUCUGAGCUUUUUCGGUUGAGAUAUUUGCAUGUCACAUGUAAUGCCACCUUAGAAGUACCACAAACUCAGAUGCGAGGUUUACAAUAUUUGGAGACACUGAAAAUAGAUGCAAGAGUAAGUGCAGUUCCGUCGGACAUUGUUCAUUUGCCGAGCUUGUUGCACCUCAGUCUUCCUGUUGGGACAAAUCUACCAAAUGGUAUUGACCAUAUGACAUCGCUUUGCACACUUGAAUAUUUUGAUAUAAAUGUUAACUCAAUGGAGAAUGUGCACAGCCUUGGUGAGCUGACCAAUCUUCAGGAUCUUCGGCUCACAUGUUCUACAGUUCCUUCUUCUUACUUAAAGAGUAAAAUCGAUAGUAUGGGCUCUAUUCUUGCGAACCUCAGCAACCUCAGGUCUGUAACUCUGAAGUCUUCAGGUAUUCUGGAGAGUGAACCUUACAGCAUGAUCAUUUCCUGUGAUGGCUUGAGCAGCGUUUCCUCUCCUCCAGCUCUUCUUCAAAGAUUUGAGUGGUUGCCACGCAUUUGUACCUUCUCCAGCAUCCCUAAGUGGAUUAGCCAUCUCAACAAGCUCUGCAUUUUAAAGAUUGGGCUUAGGGAAUUAGUGAGCAAUGAUGUCGCUGCUCUGAGAGGAUUGCCUGCACUAACUGUUUUGUCGUUAUAUGUCCGAGCAAAGCCCGCAGAAAAAAUUGUCUUUACUAGGGCAGGAUUCUUGGUUCUCAAGUGCUUCAAGUUCAGGUGCAGUGUACCUUGGCUGGAAUUUGAGGUGGAUGCAAUGCCUAAUCUCUUGAAACUCAAGCUAAGUUUUGAUGCCCAUGGAGUAGAUCAACAUCGUACUAUACCUGUCGGCAUGGUGCACUUAACAGGCCUUAAGGAAAUCUCUGCAAAAAUUUGGGGUGCUGGUGCCAAUGAAAGAAGGGCUGCAAAAUCAGCGCUGAUUGAUGCUAUAAAAAUGCAUUCGGGAUGUCCCACCUCCAGCAUACAGUGUUUAGAUGGGAUGUUCAGUGGUAAGGAUGAUAAUAAUAGCGGGAUACAAGAGGAAGAACACUUGACUCUGCAAAAGCAAUACAAUAUCAAGGAGGAAGACUUGAUGGAACAGCAUAAAGUCCGUCAAAAAGGCACGUGCGAAGAUGCUCACAGAAGGUUUUCUGCAUUUUCAGAUUGGAAAGCUGUUGCGGACAAGCAACCUAACAGUAGAGUGCACCAUCCGUGCCGGGUUGGGAAGACGACCGGACUGUCAACAUCAAGGAAGUGGACAGCAUGGCUGAAGACAGAGACACAGAAAUACAAGAGCAUGGAUAAAGACUCCAAUAAACAGCAUGUCCGAGGUGGUAAGCGGAAGCGGGAGUACGGCGGGAUUUUCUGGUGAUGAGGUUGGCAUGCCAGACCCGGACCGCGAUGGCUACGAAUUUGACCCCGAGUUUGAGGUCAGCGCUUUCUUGGCCUAGUGAGAUUUGAUCAUCUCCUCGCAGGGGGCGGACGGGGCCACGAUUUGAGCACACGGAGGGCCAAGCCAUGUUAGUAUUUAUAUAAGGCCAUGCAUAUCCCAUGGUGCCUUGUUAUCGGUUCUAUGGGUUGCUCUGC